This is a messenger RNA of Rana temporaria (common frog), 2291 nucleotides long. RefSeq names its product E3 ubiquitin/ISG15 ligase TRIM25-like. The record is from RefSeq and is a predicted model, not a curated record. Gene Ontology annotation, molecular function: zinc ion binding; protein binding. Bases 298 to 1944 code for a protein of 548 amino acids. The transcript has a single exon. Lineage: Eukaryota; Metazoa; Chordata; Amphibia; Anura; Ranidae.
UCUUUGGAGUGACAUUUUUCUAAUUAAUUUUUGUUCAAAAUCUGUCUACAACCAGCGUUUCUGUGCCGUGUUUCUUCUCUACACCCGUCUUUCCUUCUUUAUCUCUCUUCUAAUGUUAGGAGGUAUGAUUAUCUUUACUACAGUAAAAAAAACCUCUCUCUUCAGUACUCUGAUCUCUGUGUCUAAUAAUACUGAUCUGGAUCAGCCUCACCCUGUGUAGGAGGAAGUGACCCUCCCAACUGCAUUCUUCUCCGAUGUCAGAGAAUUUUACUUUUAUUUCCUAGUCUGCUGUCAGCGAUGGCGUCUGGUGAUCUGAGAGCUGAGUUGGAAUGUUCCGUCUGUCUGAACAUUUAUACAGAUCCUGUAAUGCUGAGAUGUGGACACAACUUCUGCCGGGUCUGUAUUGAUCGUGUGCUGGAUACACAGGGGGGGUCUGGGGAUUACUUCUGUCCUGAAUGCAGAGAGGAGUUUCCGGAUCGUCCUGCACUGCAGAGGAACAUAACACUACGUAACAUAGUGGAGAAUUUCCUGUCUGCUCAGCCAGAUCAGGCAGAGUCCGGGGUCUUCUGUACUCACUGUGUGGACUCUCCUGUACCUGCUGUUAGAUCCUGUCUGCUCUGUGAGGUUUAUCUGUGUAAUAAACACCUGAGAGUCCACAAAAAGUCCCCAGAACACAUCUUAUGUGCCCCCAUCUUGUCCAUGGAGAGCCGGAAAUGCUCCGUCCAUAAGAAGAUCCUGGAGUAUUACUGCACUGAGGAUGAUACCUGUAUCUGUGUGUCUUGUUCUAUGAUUGGAGAACAUAAAGGACAUAAGAUGGAGUCACUGGAUGAGGCUUCUGAGAAGAAGAAGGAGACACUGAGGAAUGUUCUGCAGGAACUUCUGACAAAGAGAGAGGAGAUGGAGGAAAGAGUCCAGAGUCUGCAAGAACACAGGAGGAAAGUAGAAGAAGAAGCAGCUGGUGAGACAGAGAGAGUCACUGUCCUGUUUAGAGACCUCAGGAGACGUCUGGAAGACCUGGAGAAGAGAGUCCUGAGGGAAAUCUCCGGGAGGGCAGAGCGAAUCUCCAUCUCCAUCCGGGAUCUGGAAAUAAAGAAGGAGGAGCUGUCCAGGAAGAUGCGUCACAUUGAGGAGCUGUGUAACAUGACGGAUCCACUGACUGUCUUACAGGAAUCAGACACAGGUGACGUGUGUGAUACUGAGGAUGGAGAUAAUGAGGACAGAGAGAGACAUGAGAAGCUCCUCCAUGAUGGAGGGGGUCUGGAUGUGGCUGGGAUAUCACGCACAUUAAACAAAGGUUUAUCUGAUAUGAUAACAGAGGUAAAUAUAUACUUCCCUACACAGGAAGCUGCAGACAUAUUACUGGAUGUAAACAUAGCUCAUAAUUAUCUCCAUAUAUCAGAUGACAGGAAAACUGCAUUCAGGUCAGAUAGAAACCAGAAUCGUCCAGAAACUCCAGAGAGAUUUCAGUAUCGUUUGCAGGUGUUGAGCAGUCAGAGUUUCUCCUCAGGGAGACAUUACUGGGAAGUGGAUGUCGGGGGAUCAGAUUGGUGGAUAGUCGGGAUGUGUUACCCCAGUAUAGACAGGAGAGGAGGAUUGGAGUCAGUGAUUGGAGAUAAUAAGAAGUCCUGGGGAUUGUUCAGGUAUAAUGAUCAGUAUGGGGUGAGACAUGACAGUGAAUGGAUCGUCUUACCCUCCAAUAUCUCCAGUAACAGAGUCAGGAUAGAUCUGGAUUAUGAGGCCGGGCGGAUCUCCUUUUAUGAUCUGUGUGACCCGAUCCGACUCCUCCACACCUUCACCACCACCUUCACUGAGCCCCUCCAUGCUGGGAUAUGGGUAGGGAGAGGUCGUAUAAUGAUAUGUGGGGGGAAACAGGAGAAAUCCAUCCAGGGACUGGUGACACCGUUAGGUGGAUGGCUGGGAUUGGUGGAGUAUGCAAUCAUAUGAAUAAAGCAGUGGGUGGGGCUUUAGUCUGUAUCCUGCUGUUUCUUCACUAUAAAUAAUAAUAAAUGAGAUUUCUCCCUUUGUCACUGAUCACUGUGAUUGGGUAGAAUAUCUGUCCAGUUACUGCAAUAACAUGUUAAUCUAUCUAUUUAUCUAUCUAUCUAUCUAUCUAUCUAUCUAUCUAUCUAUCUAUCUAUCUAUCUAUCUAUCUAUCUAUCUAUCUAGCCCAUGACAAUCUGACAUAUAACUUUCUCUGUAAGUGACAUCAGCAAUCACUGUGAUUGGAUAGGAUGUGGUCACCUCUCAACUCUUUCCUCCCUCCAAUUCCAUGCAAUCUAUAAUAGAAGAGG